AUCAUGGGAGAAGCGGAAAUUUCUCCUCGCAUGGCGUUAGUAGCGGUCGCUCCUGAAGAAGCUGCCUCCAUAGCCACCACACACGCCAUUAACACACCCAGCGUUAUUUCUCUUUCAUUCAUUCUCUGUUCUUUCUUUCUUUCUCAAGAGAAGAAACAAACAGAAAAGAAGGAUCUUUGGAUCGAAUUUGGUGUUUUGGAUUUUGGUCUUUCCCCACCAUGGAUGAAGAAUACGAUGUGAUCGUUCUUGGUACGGGUCUCAAGGAAUGUAUUCUCAGUGGCCUCCUCUCCGUCGAUGGCCUCAAGGUGCUGCAUAUGGACAGAAACGACUACUAUGGAGGAGAAUCGACUUCUCUCAAUCUCACCCAGCUAUGGAAGCGUUUCCGGGGAGAUGAUGCUCCUCCAGACAAUCUUGGGUCAAGCAGAGAAUACAAUGUCGAUAUGACACCUAAGUUUAUCAUGGCCAAUGGUCUUCUUGUUCAAACCCUCAUCCACACUGAUGUCACAAAGUAUCUUAACUUCAAAGCUGUAGAUGGCAGCUUUGUGUACAAGAAAGGGAAGAUCUACAAGGUCCCAGCUACUGAUGUUGAAGCCCUGAAAUCGACAUUGAUGGGUCUGUUUGAGAAGCGACGGGCAAGAAAGUUCUUUAUAUAUGUGCAGGACUAUGAUGAGAAAGAUCCCAAGUCCCAUGAAGGUUUGGACCUCAACAAAGUUACAGCCAGAGAGAUCAUCUCGAAAUACGGGCUGGAAGAUGAUACAAUUGAUUUCAUUGGCCAUGCCUUGGCUCUUCACAAUGAUGACGACUACCUGGAUCAACCUGCUAUUGAUUUUGUCAAGAAAAUUAAGCUCUAUGCGGAGUCUUUGGCACGGUUUCAUGGAGGAUCUCCUUACAUCUACCCUCUGUAUGGUCUCGGAGAGUUACCACAGGCUUUUGCGCGUUUGAGUGCUGUGUAUGGUGGGACUUACAUGCUCAACAAGCCCGAGUGCAAGGUAGAGUUUGACAGUGAUGGCAAAGCUGUUGGUGUCACGUCUUCAGGAGAAACUGCCAAAUGCAAGAAAGUUGUCUGCGAUCCUUCUUACUUGCCUGACAAGGUCCAGAAAGGCGGAAAAGUGGCUGGAGCCAUAGGUAUAAUGAGCCAUCCAAUUCCAGACACCAGUGACGCUCACUCUGUUCAAAUCAUUCUGCCCCAGAAGCAACUUGGUCGGAAAUCAGACAUGUACCUCUUUUGCUGUUCAUACGCUCAUAACGUAGCGCCAAAGGGCAAAUACAUAGCGUUUGUCUCGGCAGAAGCUGAGACUGACGAUCCCGAGGCAGAGCUGAAGCCUGGAGUCGACUUGCUUGGGCCAGUCGACGAGAUAUUCUAUGAUUCUUAUGACACGUAUUUACCGAGCAACGAUCCUGAGAAAGAUCAUUGCUUCAUCUCUGCUACGUAUGAUGCAUCGACACAUUUUGAGAGUACAGUUAUGGACGUACUUCAGAUGUACACUAAGAUCACUGGCAAGACACUUGAUCUGUCAGUGGACUUGAGCGCUGCAAGUGCUGCUGCCGAAGAAUAAUCUCAGUGUUUUUUUCAUCAGCAGAAAGGGAGCCGCAGAGAGAGUUUCCAAAGAACAGAACCGCUGUUUCUCAUCUGAGUCUGUCGAUCGAACGGCCAGAAUCUCAUCCGGUCAUUGACAAGAGUCCACGAGAGACUACCGCACCUGAUAAUUUCCCAUCCCUCCAAUGAGGCCGAAAACACUUUUUUUUCCCUUUAUUUUUGUUGUUGUUCUGGAUGAUAGAACAAAUUAAUAAAAAAUUAUGAAUGCGAGUGAGAGGUUUCGAUUCUGAGAUAAUAAUUUUCAGCUUAUGCAAAUAUAUUAUUAUUCCUUUUACCAAAA
This is a messenger RNA of Tarenaya hassleriana, 1877 nucleotides long. Its product is annotated as guanosine nucleotide diphosphate dissociation inhibitor At5g09550-like. Gene Ontology annotation, biological process: vesicle-mediated transport; protein transport; small GTPase-mediated signal transduction. Gene Ontology annotation, molecular function: Rab GDP-dissociation inhibitor activity. The record is from RefSeq and is a predicted model, not a curated record. NCBI's taxonomy places the organism in Eukaryota, Viridiplantae, Streptophyta, Magnoliopsida, Brassicales, Cleomaceae. Bases 219 to 1556 code for a protein of 445 amino acids. Gene Ontology annotation, cellular component: cytoplasm. The transcript has 13 exons.